Molecule: messenger RNA, 3301 nt
Organism: Cavia porcellus (domestic guinea pig)
Lineage: Eukaryota; Metazoa; Chordata; Mammalia; Rodentia; Caviidae
Gene: Ina
Product: internexin neuronal intermediate filament protein alpha
Exons: 3
Coding region: 1-1503 (500 amino acids)
Biological process (GO): intermediate filament organization
Cellular component (GO): intermediate filament; postsynaptic intermediate filament cytoskeleton; cytoplasm
Molecular function (GO): structural constituent of postsynaptic intermediate filament cytoskeleton
Source: RefSeq, a predicted model, not a curated record
AUGAGCUUCGGUUCCGAGCACUAUCUGUGCUCCUCCUCCUACCGCAAGGUGUUCGGGGAUGGCGCGCGCCUCUCCGGGCGCCUCUCCGGGGCCGGCGGCGCGGGCAGCUUUCGGUCUCACUCGUUGUCCCGCUGCUCCGCGGCCUCCACGGCCGCCUGUGCCCCGGGGUCCUCGCUCGGCCUGAGCCUGGCGUACCGGAGCCGCGCGCCGGCGUCCGACGGGCUGGACCUGAGUCAGGCAGCUGCGCGCACCAACGAGUACAAGAUCAUCCGCACCAACGAGAAGGAGCAGCUGCAGGGCCUCAACGACCGCUUCGCAGUGUUCAUCGAAAAGGUGCACCAGCUGGAGACGCAGAACCGCGCGCUAGAGGCCGAGUUGGCCGCGCUGCGGCAGCGCCACGCCGAGCCGUCGCGCGUGGGCGAGCUCUUCCAGCGCGAGCUCCGCGACCUGCGCGCGCAACUGGAGGAGGCGAGCUCGGCGCGCGCGCAGGCCCUGCUGGAGCGCGAUGGCCUGGCAGAGGAGGUGCAGCGGCUGCGGGCUCGUUGCGAGGAGGAGAGCCGCGGGCGCGAGGGGGCCGAGCGCGCCCUGAAGGCGCAGCAGCGCGACGUGGACGGCGCCACGCUGGCCCGUCUGGACCUGGAGAAGAAGGUGGAGUCGCUGUUGGACGAGCUGGCCUUCGUGCGCCAGGUGCACGACGAGGAGGUGGCGGAGCUGCUAGCUACCCUGCAGGCUUCGUCGCAGGCCGCGGCCGAGGUGGACGUGACGGUGGCCAAGCCAGACCUGAGCUCGGCACUGAGGGAGAUCCGCGCGCAGUACGAGUCCCUAGCCGCCAAGAACCUGCAGUCUGCCGAGGAGUGGUACAAGUCCAAGUUCGCUAAUCUGAACGAGCAGGCGGCGCGCAGCACCGAAGCCAUCCGUGCCAGCCGCGAGGAAAUCCACGAAUACCGGCGUCAGCUCCAGGCGCGCACCAUCGAGAUUGAGGGCUUGCGCGGGGCCAAUGAGUCCCUGGAGAGGCAGAUCCUGGAGCUGGAGGAGCGGCAUAGCGCCGAGGUGGCCGGCUACCAGGACAGCAUUGGGCAGCUGGAGAGUGACCUGAGGAACACCAAGAACGAGAUGGCGCGCCACCUCCGGGAGUACCAGGACCUGCUCAAUGUCAAAAUGGCCCUUGACAUUGAGAUUGCAGCUUACAGGAAGCUGCUGGAAGGUGAAGAGACUCGGUUCAGCACCAGUGGAUUAAGCAUUGCAGGGCUGAACCCACUUCCCAACCCCAGUUACCUGCUCCCUUCUAGAGUCCUCAGUGCUGCAACCUCCAAGGUGUCAUCCACGGGGCUGGCACUUAAGAAAGAGGAGGAGGAAGAGGAAGAGGCUUCUAAGGGCGCCUCGAAGAAAACCUCCCAGAUAGGAGAAAGUUUUGAAGGAAUACUGGAGGAGACCGUAAUAUCUACUAAGAAAACCGAGAAGUCAAAUAUAGAAGAAAGCACCAUUUCAAGCCAAAAAAUAUAAUUAUUUGCUUAAAAAGUUAAUGCUUAAGAGGGAAUAAUAUGCAUCUGACUUAUUAAACAGCCAACUCCUGAACCUUAACACCUGUCACUAUUAUAGAAUGUCUUCAAGGCUUCAGUCUCAUAGUUAGCAUCAAAUACCUUCUCUCCUAGGAAAACCAGCCCUUAGAUUGGAGCAAACCACAGUCCUGGGGCCAUCACGGAGGAGUCAUCUCAGAACACAGCUUUCUCACCUCAGGCUUGGACGUCACAGGGAUAGAUGAUUCGGGUGCAGAGGAAGGGUAAACUAAGGUGCUAAAUCUGUUAUCACUCUCUUAGCUGUGAGCUGAAUUGAAAACCUAUGUUUAUUCACUAUGCUUAGCUGUAUAAUCUCACUCUAGAUAUUUAAAACAAAUCACUGCCAAAAAAAAAAAAAAAAAUUAACCAAUGGUCCACACCCGGUUCUGCUCUGAUAGAAGUUAAGUCACAAAUGAUAGGUGUUUAUUAAUGGACAUUUUACUUUCCACUCUCUCCAACUCCAUAUAUCCUUUUUUCCACCCAGGAAAAAAAGGAGACUAGUGUAGUAUUCUUCCCUUUUAAACAUGUUGAGUUUUUCUUAGAAGAACUUAGCCCCCUUCACUCUGUUUGCUUAAUGAGUAAAAUUAGUGCAUGCUGACCAUACCUGUGAUUGUGUAAUGGCUUAUCCCUGCCCAUUUCAUAUUCGUUCAAUUCUGUAGGUUUAAAAACAUGGCAGUGAGCUGGGCGUGGUGGCGCAUGCCUGUAAUCCCAGCACUCAGGAGGCUGAGGCAGGGGGAUUGCUUCUGAGUGUGAGGCCAAUUUGGGCUCCAUAAGUGAGUUCAAGACCAGCCUGUGGACGCUGUCUCAAAAACAAAAAACAACCCCCCCCCAAAAACAAAAAUGGCAGUGAUGAAUUUUGAGAGUUUUCCCUAACAAAUGGAAUAAGGAAAAGAAUCCCUAGAUUUUUAGGCUUUCAAGUUACUCAAAUCCAUUAGUUAGGGGGGAAAAAAAAAACUAUUAAGAACAUAGCUUUUCACCAUAACUUUAUAUAGCUUUUCACCGUAACUUUAGAGGCACAGUAACUUGUAUCUCAAACUGAUUAAGUGUACCUUAGAUCUAGUAGUGUAAGUUAGGAGAGGUGAGUAUCUCCAGGAAAGGAGAGGGCCAAGGUGUUGUGUGUGUCCAUUCCUGUGUGGUGGUGUAGGAUUAGCUUUCCGUGCCCUGACCCUUAGACGCCAGCCCCCGCUCACCCAGGCCUUCAGAGGCCUCACUUCCGCCUCCUAUGCCUGUGAAGAGUGCUAAGUGUCACUUGUUGUGUCACCAGGACACAAUGCUGCUGCUCAAAAGUUAGACAACGUCUGGUCAAUCAACACACCAGCAAACACAAGAAAUAAGAUUUUCUGUUUUCUACAAGAGUCUUUCCUUACAGUGUCCCUGCUGCUGUGCAGCUGGCGGAGCCCCAGAACAGGCAUGUGUACCCGCCACCUGCAGGACGGUCGGCUCCUCAUCUGCCCUCCUAUGGCAUCCACAUUGCCUGUCUGCCCCGUGCCAGGCUUGAACAGGCUUCGUCCUCAGUCCCUCAGAGCUCAAGAGCUGCCCUGUCAUGUCCUGCAUCUCCAUUAUAAACUCCGUGGUGACGAGGACACGAUGCUUUUACAGGACUUUCCUACUCUAGCACAUGCUUCCAUAGUUCAAGGACUCAAAAGGCACUUUCCUCUUCCCUGCCCUUCCCCAGCCCACCUUUGAUCCUUACACUUACUGGGAGACAUUAGCGAAAUAAAAGUCACUGACUCUUGCCAGCUUCA